AUGAAGUCUUUUUCUUCUUCCUUCUGCUUCCUCUCUACAUUAAUGGCGUUUAUCUCUCUCUUCAUCCUCUCUCUAAUUCUCCUCCCAUCUGCACUCUCAACGGACGGCCGAGAAACCUUCAUCAUCCACGUGGCAAAGUCUGCCAAGCCCCAUAUUUUCUCCACCCACCACCAUUGGUACUCCUCCAUCGUCCGAUCUGUUGACACCCCUCAUCACCCUUCCAAGAUUCUUUACACCUACAACCGCGCCGUGCAGGGAUUCUCGGCUCGGCUUACCGUUGACCAAGCCGCCAAGAUCCGCCAUGUACGUGGGGUUCUCUCUGUAAUACCUGACAGGCCAAGGUAUUUACAUACUACUCGUACUCCACGCUUUCUUGGCCUAGAGGAUUCUUUUGGGCUCUGGCCCAAUUCUGAUUAUGCUGAUGAUGUGAUUGUUGGUGUGCUUGAUACUGGGAUUUGGCCGGAACGGCAGAGUUUUUCCGAUGAAGGGCUUUCGCCGGUUCCGGGAAAAUGGAAAGGUAGUUGUGUGGUUACCCCGGAUUUCCCAGCAACAGCUUGUAACAAGAAAAUUAUUGGAGCCCGAGCUUUUUAUUUAGGCUACGCAGCUUCUCGUGGUACAACGAUGGAAGAGUCUAAUGAGUCGAAGUCUCCAAGGGAUACAGAAGGCCACGGAACUCACACUGCAUCCACAGCAGCUGGAUCUAGAGUGACGAACGCUAGCCUUUUCGGGUAUGCGAAAGGGGAAGCUAGAGGAAUGGCUAUCAAGGCUAGAAUAGCUGUGUAUAAAAUUUGCUGGGCAUCUGGGUGUUACGAUUCGGAUAUUUUAGCAGCAAUGGAUCAAGCUAUUGAAGAUGGCGUUGAUGUGAUUUCGCUUUCAGUUGGUGCUGAUGGUUAUGCACCGCCUUAUGAUUAUGAUUCGAUUGCGAUUGGAGCUUUCGGUGCAGCCGAACAUGGUAUUGUCGUUUCAUGCUCUGCCGGGAAUUCCGGCCCUGAUCCGUAUACAGCGGUGAAUAUUGCUCCGUGGAUUUUGACAGUCGGUGCUUCCACUCUUGACCGGGAGUUUCCGGCUGACGUGAUUCUCGGUGAUGGGAGGAUUUAUAGUGGCGUUUCUUUGUACUCUGGCGAGGAGCUAAGCGAUGAGUUGCUGCCCUUGGUUUAUGCUGCGGAUUGUGGGAGUAAAUAUUGCUAUUCAGGUAGCCUCGAUUCUGCAAAAGUCGCCGGAAAAAUCGUGAUAUGCGAUCGAGGAGGCAACGCUAGAGUUGAGAAAGGAAACGCUGUCCACGUCGCUGGUGGUGCUGGAAUGAUAAUGGCCAAUUUAGCUGAUUCUGGUGAAGAACUUCUGGCUGACUCGCAUUUCAUCCCGGCGACUAUGGUGGGACAAAUCGCGGGUGACAAAAUCCGAGCUUAUGCACGCUCUGAUCCAUUGCCAACUGCCACUAUUAAGUUCAGGGGGACUGUUAUCAGCCGCUCACCGGCUGCACCUCGUGUUGCUUCAUUCUCGAGCCGUGGCCCUAAUUACCGGACGGCGGAGAUCCUGAAACCUGAUGUAAUUGCACCGGGAGUGAACAUUCUUGCUGGAUGGACGGGGUACAUUGGCCCGACAGAUUUGGAGACGGACAAAAGGAAAGUUGACUUCAAUAUCAUUUCCGGCACCUCAAUGUCGUGUCCUCACGUCAGUGGCUUAGCCGCCCUGCUGCGGAAGGCCCAUCCCAAGUGGUCGCCGGCUGCAAUCAAAUCUGCUUUAAUGACGACAGCUUACAACUUGGAUAACUGCGGGAGCAAUAUUACCGACCUUGCAACUGGAAAAGAGUCGACCCCAUUUGUUCAUGGUUCGGGACACGUGGAUCCUAACCGAGCAUUGGAUCCCGGGUUGGUUUAUGACUUGGGUUUGAGUGAUUAUCUUGGAUUCUUGUGCUCUAUUGGGUAUGAUUCAAGAAGGAUUUCUGUUUUCACAACUGCUUCGGUGGAUUGUGAUGCAAAUAGUUUGGGAGCUCCUGGAAACCUGAAUUACCCUUCAUUUUCAGUGGUUUUCCAUGGUGAAAACAGUGUGGUUAAGUACAAGAGAGUGGUUAAGAAUGUAGGGAAAAAGUCGAAUCCUGUGUACGAGGUGAAGGUGAAUGCCCCACCGAAUGUGGAGGUGAGCGUUUCGCCUAGUAAGUUGGUGUUCAGCGAGGAGACCGAUUCACUAGCGUAUGAGGUUACAUUUAUGAGUGGUGUUGGAGUGGAGGAAGUUGGCAGCUGUCCAAAGGCAUCAUUUGGAUCAAUUGAGUGGACCGAUGGCGUCCACCUUGUCAGGAGCCCGAUUGCAGCAUCAUGGAAUCUGAGUUCCACAGCAUCGAUGUGA
This is a messenger RNA of Fraxinus pennsylvanica, 2343 nucleotides long. The record is from the annotation of a GenBank genome assembly. NCBI's taxonomy places the organism in Eukaryota, Viridiplantae, Streptophyta, Magnoliopsida, Lamiales, Oleaceae.